Labrus bergylta (ballan wrasse) is the source of this 6633-nucleotide messenger RNA. RefSeq names its product prostaglandin E receptor 3 (subtype EP3) (gene ptger3). The record is from RefSeq and is a predicted model, not a curated record. Gene Ontology annotation, cellular component: plasma membrane. Gene Ontology annotation, biological process: positive regulation of cytosolic calcium ion concentration; negative regulation of gastric acid secretion; phospholipase C-activating G protein-coupled receptor signaling pathway. Lineage: Eukaryota; Metazoa; Chordata; Actinopteri; Labriformes; Labridae. Gene Ontology annotation, molecular function: prostaglandin E receptor activity.
AAUGUGGAUUUCCUCAUAAUCGACACAAACUCAACGGGGCCUGAUUAUUUAUCCAACUUGAAUUCACCAUAGUACCAUAAGAACAAUAUUUCACUGCUUUCCUUUCUCCACCAGAGGCUCAAAUCUGCAGGUUUGUCAAUCCCCCAACCUGUUCGCUAUACAGUUGCCUUUAUGCUCGGUCACUUUUGGUGAUUAUUUGAGUUUGUCUCGUUGGGGUUCGAAACAAGUUUACAAGUAUCGUAUUUCCAUUUUUAAAAUUUUAGAUUAAGUAAAAUCAUCUUGAGGCAGGCAUUUCAUGCUUCCUCGGGGCUCCUUUGUAGUCCCUCCUACAGCGCGUAAAGGAUCCUGACGCGCUUUUACGCACUGCAUUCAGUUGGAUCAGUUUGUGGCGCAAGAGGAUGCUGGGCAUAUACUUAAGUAGGCUCUUCAUAUUGGCUUACCCUGUCCGAAAGGAUGACCACAGACGGCUGUGAUUCUAUGGAGGGCUCUCCAACCAUUAUUGAAGCGAUGCUGGGCUCCAACUUCUCCAAGUCAUUGCACGAAAGCAAUGUCACCAAAAAUUCCAGCUGUGGAUCUGUAUCCGUUGGUUUCCCUAUAGCUAUGAUGGUCACUGGCAUGGUGGGCAACACAUUAGCUAUCAUUCUGGUUUAUAUCUCUUACAGGAAAAAGGAGAAUAAAAGGAAAAAGUCUUUCUUGCUUUGCAUUGGAUCGUUGGCAUUAACUGACCUGUUUGGACAGCUUUUAACGAGUCCAAUAGUUAUUUCAGUUUACCGAGCCGAUCUGAAAUGGGGGCGCAUCGACCCUUCUGGACAUUUGUGCGCUUUUUUCGGUGUGUGUAUGACAACUUUCGGACUGUGCGCUCUCUUCUUGGCCAGCGCCAUGGCAAUUGAAAGGGCUAUGGCGAUAACGAACCCUCAUUGGUACUCCAAUAACAUGAAGACAAGUGUAACAAAGCAGACUCUGGCUGUCAUUUGGUGUCUUGUGCUUCUCUUUGCGCUGCUGCCCGUCGCAGGGGUCGGGAAAUACACGCGCCAGUGGCCGGGCACCUGGUGCUUCAUCAGCACAGGGGACCGAGAAGUACCGGGCAACAUGUUUUUCGCCAUCACUUUCGCUGUACUUGGGAUUUUCUCUCUCCUUGUGACACUUUCUUGUAAUGUGGUGACGAUCCGUGGCUUAAUUAUCCGGUGUAAAACUAAGUCUGGGACGUCUCAGUCUUCAAAACAGUGGGAACGGCUCACCACGGAGACAGUCAUUCAGCUGUUGGGGAUUAUGUGCGUCCUGCUCAUAUGCUGGUCUCCACUGCUGGUUCUUAUGCUGAGGAUGAUCUCCACCCAGGUAUCCUCCCACGAGUGCAAUUCAACAGCAGUGACCUCCAAUAACACCUCCGGCCGCGACAUCCACUUGGACUGCAACUUUUUCCUGACAGCCAUCCGCCUGGCUUCCCUUAACCAGAUCCUGGACCCGUGGGUGUAUCUGCUACUCAGAGAGAUCCUCCUACGCAAGUUCUGCCUGGUGGCUAGUGCAGUGUCUAACUGCUCCGUGGAGGAGCAUAAGGAAACCCCGACAGCUAUGGACGCUCUAAAUAAGCCAAACCAAGACAGAAAACCACAAAGUAGCUAAGGCAAUGUUAGACAGGAAGUACUUCAUUGUGGCCAAGUCCUGGCCAUAUUGGAUAUAUAUGUGAAAUGAAAAACAUCGGAUUGGAUAUGUUGCGUGAAAAAAAUAGAAGUUUGUUUUUUCCCUCACUUCAUCCGCCGAAAGACUUUGUGCAAUUGGAGAAUAGAGCAUGGACUGUUACACUGUUAAAGCAAAGCAGCAGAGUGUGCUCUGGGUGCUUUUGUUUUGCUUAAGCAUACAUAUUCCAUGUGGAUGCAUGACUGUGUCAUUCAGCCGCAGACUGGCUGCCAGAAACUCUCUCAUUACUAGUUUCACUUUUAAUCAUAUCACCAACGUGCAAGAACUGAAUAAGGGACACUCUCAACUUACUCAGUUUGAAAGUGGGGCAUCUGUUGCUCUCUGAAUUUGGAUUUCAAAUUAUUUGAAGCCAUAACACACCUGAAGGACACCUUUUUGUGAAUUUCUGUAAAUAAAGAAAUAAACUGUAUGUUGCUUACAUUAAGUUGUAAAUAUAUUUGACAGGAAAUGUUACGGAUGUGUUUUAAAAAGAUGGCUGGUCAUUUCAAAGGGACAUCCGAAAUCCUUAACUGGAGCCAGCCUUUGAUUGUAAGAUUAUUUAUUAGUGUAAAAAGUUAAUUUGAGGUAGUUGUUUCUGUGCUGAAUGCUGAUUGUGUACAAAUUAAACUAAACUAUACAUAUAACAUCAGCUAGCAGAAAAGACUGUGAGAUGUGAAGCUUUAAUUUCAGCAUUUCUUAGUGUUCAGAAUAACUUCAAUUCUGUACAUAAUGUGAAAGUGUUUACGGGAAAAGGAAAACGAUUUUUGAGGUUUAAAAUGACGAGAUCACAGAUGUCGGAGUGGUCUGAUACUGAAGUGUCAGAGCUCUAGCCAUCAUUGUCUAAGAAUCAUUGAGCAACCCUUGCUUGUUAUUGCUGAAAUGUAUUCUUGUUCUGUAAGUUUACAGUGUUAUGACAAGUGUAUCAAACUUCACCAGCCAAGAGUCUUCUGGAGAAAACUGAUAUUUGUAGACUCUUUAGUUCACUGGAAUAAAUGAGAGCAGAGAGAAAGUAGUGUGCUGUACAAGUGCAAGGCUGAUGAGCAAAAAAUAAAAUGGAUUGAAGAAAAUCAAAUCCAAACAGCCUAAAAUACAGACGACAAAAAAGUAAAAGAUCAGAAAGCUUUUUUGGCACUGACGCUGCUUGUGUGACUGCUGCAAACAAUGUGUCUGUACAAGCUCGUUCACAAGUGUUGGGUGUUUUACAGCCACAUAAAUUAAAUCUUUUAUUUUUUUGAUAAUUGCCUCAGACAUGUACGUCUUUGUAUUUCAUCCUUUGACCAGUCAAAUCAUAUCCCUGAAGCCUCAGUACUACCUCUUAAUAGAGGUAAAUAUUAACACACAUUUAAUGUGUACAGCUUCUCAGAGGUCUCAGAUGAAAGUCCUUUUUAAUGAAGGGGUUUACUUUAGCCCCAAAUGACCAGAUAUCAUAGUACUGCCAUAUACAACUGCAAUUCAUCCCUUUUACAGUGAUAUGUGUUUUUUUUUUUUUAAUCCUUUCCUAUGAGGCAAUAUCUCGUUCUUGGACAUACUUUAAACACGUUUGAACUGUAUCAGUCAAAGACAUGUCAAGGAUGGUCAAAUUAGCUCUAAAUGGCAGGACAAUUUGUCACACAAACACAAAUCUGCCUUCUCAGCACUUCAGCCAACAAGAUUAGACUUCUAUACCCUCUGCCUUUGUCCAGUUAUGCCUUUGCCUUUCUAAUGUGAGAAUGCAAACAUGCUUGAUGAUGAUUAACAGGAAAUUGUUACGCGCAAAGGCCCUUGGAAAGAUGAACGUUUCCUGUUUUCAUGCUAUUCUUGAAUUGAUUGUGACGCUAUUUCUGCCUUUGAAGCCAACUUUAAUGAUUAAACCUUAAGCUUAAAUACGUCAGUGGAAACAACAUUGUGAAAAGAAAGGAAACAAAACAUAAGCUUGAAUCUCUUGCAGCCAUUAAUUUGCCAUUACAAGUGAUCAUUUUGUAUUACCAGCUAUACAUCUGAAAUGAUGUAUACAUACUUGCUUCUUAUUAACAUACACACUGGAGCCUAAUGUAUCCCUCAACUAUCAAGUUCCUUAAUGUCAUAAGCACUGACAAAUAAUGAGUUUAAUGAAUGCAUCCCUGAUUAAGCCUGUGACUGUGCAUAACGAGAUGUUAUUCCAUGCACAUUAUCACCUUGUGCCACAGUUAAUACACAAUUGAACAGAAACAUCUUGGGUUUAAUCCAUGCAUUUAAAAAAAAAGAUUACAUCCAUUUGCAAGUUUCAGUAUGGUUGUAGGGAGCAUAUGAAGCAGUCAGCCUCCACUUGAAUGUGUGACAUGUAAUUAUCUCAGCUUUCUGUCCACGAGACUUUGAUGCUUCCUGCUCUUCAGUCAAGAAGUAAUUACACAAGCGACUCCCCCCUUACUCCUACAGGCUCUACAUGCAAUUGUGAAUAAUCUCGGGUGCUAUAUCACACACAACCACCACUCUGUGUAGGACACUGGCAGAAUAAUAUGUCGGUCUUUGCGAAUAGAAAAUUUGAUACAUUUCCACCCUCAUUAAUGGAGCCAGUAAAAGCCUACACAAUGUUAAAACUGGGAGUGCUUCCCCCGAUUCUGCAGUAAUGAUAUAUGAAUGUCCAUCAGAACCAGGGGAGCUACACAGUAAUAUGAUACGAUAGUAUGUGCAAACUCCAGUUUAUUGAUCCACAAGGUGCAAUCUUCAAAGGCACAAUUAUGGCGUUAAUGUUGGCUUCAUUAAAAGGUGUGUCACAAUUGAAUUUGCCCUCUGCUACAAACAUGCUGUUGCACUCUUCAUCUUAAAUUAACACAGGAGCCUCUUAUAGAAACAACAAAAUGAAUGCUGUUGAAUAUUUGAUUGCCAGGACUUCCGCGUUGUUUUUGCACACGUGCUUGAGGAAUAAGCCAUUUCAGCAGGCACUCCCUGCACCAGCAUGGCAGCGAGUGUACAAUUACAUAAUGGUUUAAAAAACAGGCUUCAUGAGGUCUGGAGAAUCCGGUUCUGCCAGCUGGCUUCAUCUCUCUCACUCAAGUCACUAAUGCAUGGAAGUGAUUUACUGAUUGCCUCAGGAGCUGCACAGACACUUGUUAUCUGGCGAUUUCUAGACAAGGAGAGUAUUUUUGGGCUAAAAAUGUUUGUUCAAUUGAUAAAUUCAUGAUUUAUUCAAAUACAGAAAAAACAUUUUCCAUGUGUUUAUUCUAAAUCUCUAUUAAAUAAGUUAUUUCUUAACAUUUUCCCUACAGUAUUUAGGUUUAAUUUAAUUAUUUACUACCACUUCCACAAAAGUUGUGCAAUAAUAAUCCUAACAUGUGAUACAAAAAAUGCACUCUAUUAAUUAAAAGAAGGGAAGAUUGUUGAAGUAAAAAACAAACAAAAAACUGUAAACAUCUGAUGUUGGAUAUGUUCACCUGUUUUAACAUACAGAGAAUGUCAUUCGUUUCUAGAAAAGGCUGCAUAAGAUAUUUCCCUUUCUGGAGUCUGCAGUACAUAGAAAUCCCAGUUGCUCCUGUGAGUCCACCUGUUUCAUAGCCAUGAGCGGUCCAUUGAUAAGAGUAAUGAAAAUCAUUUUUCUGUCAUUUGGAGACACAGCUGACCAAAGUAUAUCUUGUAUGGCAUCACUUAAUGUAAUGUUUUAAUCAUAAGCUUGAUUUGAAAGCCCAUUUUCAAAAUUGGCAUCCAUUAAAAGUUCUUAAAAGCCAAAAGAAAUAGGUUGUUAUUGUGAUGACAGUAAAAAAUCAGUCUGGCAGUAACAGCACGUGUCUGUAACUAGCUUUAUCUUUUCAAAGAGCACAUGAUUUGUUACAUGUGCAUACUAUUCAAUAGAAACAGGUUUGGCCCGACAGCCAAGGCACCACUGAUGAAUGUAAAUAACUUAUGAUGUUCAUGAGAUCUCAAUGCUCUUCUCUUUUUUUUUUACUUUUUGAAUGGUUAACAAAACACCUGACUGAAAUGUAUUCAAACUCUGAACCCUGGGACACGAUUCUCAGAUGAGGGCUAUCUACACGCUUUCAUAAAGCUACUGUUUCCAACACUAUUGUUUCUUUCACUCUCUGGGCAGAUCACGAAAUACUGCACAUUCUUCAACCUCUGUUUGUUCCUUCUGAUAUGUUGACAUACCUGUCAUAGAUACACUUAUGUAAAAAGAAAUAUCUACAUGUCUAUCAAAGCUUUCUUUUGAUACUGAAGGUCUUUGUCCUCUACUUGACUUGUAUCAGUUUAACACGAGUUGCACUUUUGAUUCAUUUUGUAGCAGUGUUUUUGGUCUGUGGUGGUGUAAUGUUGUUUUCUAUUUAAGAAAAAUGUUUAUUCAGGGUGUUUUGAGAAGGCUGUUGUUGUGGCUGCUGAAGCAUGUAGUCGUAUUAAAUAUUCAUACAUCAUCACUGCCAUGCUCAUUAAUGACUGAUGGAAUUUAAGUGUGGGUAAUCUCACCAGCACUGUGACCACUGAUGACCUCUGGUCAGGCUGAGCCAAACAAUGUAUUUUUUUUAAAAGUGGGGGAAUCAAGGAAUGUAGGCUUCUGGUUUUAUUUGAUACAGAACUGGUACAAUUUAUCCACUUGUGCACUUUGUUUGAGUCUAGCAGGAGAUGUUUCUUGCAUGUUAUUUUUUUUUCAGUUUUUCCAUUUUUCACUGUCACACCCUUAAUUAAUUAAAAAAAGAAUUGAUUUAUAAUUGUUCAAUUUCCUCAGAACUGAAAAACAUCACAAGUAUCCUUAAACAAAUGAUGAUAAAGACAUGUUAUCCUCUGAGUAUGAAACAUUAUCUUACAUCCUAGUGAUUCUUGUUUUCUGCAUUAGAACAGCUUGACUUAUGAAGAUAACAACUUAACUGUGAACGAUGUGAUUGUUGUUCUCUGCUGAAUGUUUUUAAAACUGUGAAUGUUGUUAAAUAACGCUGCUGGCCAUUACAGAGUGUGUGUAGGCUCUAUUGUUUGUCGACCUUGUGUAAUGUGUUUCCUGUAGGCCAAUAAAAAGAACAA